AAUGGAGUUAGUUUCAAGGAACUAGGUGUGCUUGUGGAUUCAUAAGAAAGGGAUUUUCUUGUACCGAAUUAUUUGGUACAAAAUGCCUCCCACAUUGUUUCAGAAACUUUUUAAUAAAAGAAAUGCUUUUUCACCGCCUCCGAAGUGCACAAAAGAUGAUCACUCGUACAGUUGGACUUCUCCCGAGUUGGAGCCCAGCCAGAUCAGGCUGAUCGUGUACCAAGACUGUGAGCGACGGGGAAGAAAUGUCCUGUUCGACUCAAACGCUAAAAAGAGAAGCGCGGAGGAAGGGCCCGCUUCGAAGCCCAGCGCUGAGGCACAGCCCCGGAUGUUUGGGAAGUGCUGCAAGCUCAGGCCCACGAGCGGCAGCACCAGCUCCCUGGACAGCUGCUCCUCCUCCGCCUCCGAGCCACGAGAGCAGGGACCACGCUUCCCCAAUUCUCGCAGCUCCUCAGAUGCCAGUAUGCUGGGGGAGAUGAUGUUUGGCUCGGUGGCCAUGAGCUACAAGGGAUCCACGCUGAAAAUCCACCAGAUACGGUCCCCCCCUCAGCUGAUGCUCAGCAAAGUGUUCACCGCGCGGACGGGAAGCAGCGUUUACGGCAGCCUCAACACAUUGCAGGACAGCCUGGAGUUCAUCAACCAGGACUCGAAUUCUCUGCGCCCAGACCAGAACACGGGUGCCAACGGGUUCCUGGGGAACAUAGGAUUGUCUCAGCUCUGCAGCCCCCGCCGGGCCUUCUCUGAGCAGGGCCCUCUCCGCCUCAUCAAGAGCGCCUCUUUCUUUUCAGGACACAGUAACCCCAUGGACAUGCCGGGCAGAGGCCUGUACGACGAGAGGGACAGCGGGAUCGCCAGAUCAGCCUCUCUGAGCAGCUUGUUGAUCACUCCGUUCCCCUCCCCCGGUUCCUCCUUCACCAGCAGCUGUGCCAGCAGCUACCACAGACGCUGGCUGAGGAGCCAGACCACCAGCCUGGAGAACGGGGUCUUCCCGCGAUGGUCAGUGGAGGAGAGCUUCAACAUGUCUGACGACAGCGGCGGCCCCAGCCUCGGGGCCGCCAGGAAGAAGAAGAUCGCCAUCGGCGUCAUCUUUCUGCUGUCACAAGACGAGGAGGAGAACAGCAAGUUCCAGGACUUCUUCUUUUCUCACUUCCCACUCUUCGAGAGUCACAUGAACAAGCUGAAAAGUGCAAUCGAACAGGCUAUGAAGAUGAGCCGGCGGUCUGUGGAUGCCAGUCAGAGAGCUCUGGCCUACAGCCGCAUGGUGGACGGGCUGAACGAGUUCCGGACGACCGUCUGUAACCUGUACACCAUGCCGCGCGUCCCCGAGCCCGUCUGGCUGACCAUGAUGUCCGGCGCGCCGGAGAAGAACCAGCUGUGCGGCCAGUUCAUGAAGGAGUUCGCCUUCCUGAUGGAGCAGGCCUCCAAGAACCAAUUUCUUCCUGCGCUCCUCACCGCUGUCCUCACCAAUCAUCUGGCUUGGGUUCCCACGGUGAUGCCAAACGGACAGCCGCCAAUCAAGAUCUUCCUGGAGAAGCACUCGUCCCAGAGUGUGGACCUGCUGGCCAAAACGCACCCGUACAACCCGCUGUGGGCCCAGCUGGGCGACCUGUACGGGGCCAUCAGCUCGCCGCUCCGGCUGUGCCGCACGGUGGUGGUGGGCCGGCGGCAGGAGCUGGUGCAGCGGCUGCUGCACUUCCUCACCUACUUCAUCCGCUGCUCGGAGCUGCUGGAGACGCACCUGCUGGAGAGCGCCGAGGACGAGGCCAUCGUCAUGCCGGGCUCGCUCAUCACCACCUCGCUGCGCCGGGGCGAGGUGGAGGAGUCCGAGUACGUCCUGGUCACCGUGCACAAGCCCAGCGGCGACUACCUGUCGCGGGACGGCCCGCCCGAGGACGGCGGCUACCCCUCCGACAACAGCUGCCGCAGCAGCAGCGGCUGCGCGGACGAGGCCGGCCCCGUGCCGGAGACGGACAGCAGCCAGGACUCGCAGAGCAGCGUCCUGCAGGCCCUGCUCCGUCCACCGGGGGGAGCCCCGGACGAGCCCGACCCGCCCCCCUGCAGGGAGAAGGCCAGCCGCUGCCUGGACGCCAAGCUGGAGACGGUGGUGUGCGUGGGGUCGGCGUCCCCCCGGGAAAAGGGCGUGGCCCUGGAGGCGGAGCUGGGGGCGGGGUCGGAGGUCGCGGCGGUCUGCGAGGACGUCCCCGACGGCGGGAGUCUGCCCAUCAAAGUGUUCCGGUCGUCCGGGAUCCCGCUGGAGAAGAAGCCGCCGGAUAAGAGCCUGGCCAGCCCCUUCCCCACGGAGGAGGAGGAGGAGGAGGAGGAGGAGCAGCCCUCCUCCAAAGUCACCUUCCUCAUCGGGGACUCCAUGUCGCCGGACUCAGACACGGAGUGCCGGAGGCGGCGGGUCGAGGGCCAGAUCCGCAAGCACAGGAAGCAGCUGCUGCAGCUGCAGGAAGGGGGCGCCGGAGAGCCCAAGCGCGAGGCCAGGCUGCCGGCGGAGGACCAGAGCAAGCCCGGCGAGGGCCAGGAGAAGCUGCCCCGCACCUCCAGCCAGAUGCCCCGGUGGAAGCCCGCCCCCGAGGACUGCAUGGACCUGUUCGACGAGUACUUCAGCGACGACAACCCCGUGGAAACCAGGACUAUCGACGACGUGUCCAAAAAGCUGGAGGCGGGCGGGGCAGACCGGUCGCAGAAGGAGCCCUCGGACGCCCCGGGGGCUGCUGGGAAGGGGGCGGUUCCCCGGGGUGCGGGCGGCGGCGGCGGCGGCCGUUGCGGCUGCAGCUCCGCGGACGCGACGGGCGGCGGCCGAUGUUCGGGGUGUCCUGCCGCGCAGGACCGAGGCAUCGUGAUCUCCGUCACCGUCCCCCAGGGGGACACGGUGGACCUGAAGAAGGCGGCCCCCCUGAACGAGUGGGACAUCCCCCGGAACGAGAGCUCGGACAGCGCCCUGGGGGACAGCGAGAGCGAGGACGCGGGACAGGAGCUCCACCGCGCCGAGGGGCCCUACUACCCGGAGGAGCAGGAGGACUGGCUGGACGAGGUGGAGGUUCCCUUCCCGGGGUCCAAGCUGGUCGAAAAUUACUCCAAGCCGAGCAUCGCCAACUUCGGGAGGUCUCUGUUCGGCGGGUACUGCCCCACGUACGUCCCGGACUUCGUCCUGCACGGGUUGCCCAGCGACGAGCGCCUCCGGCAGAGUCUGCAGGCGGACCUGGCACAUGCCGUGCAGCACCCGGUGCUGGACGAGCCCAUCGCAGAGGCCGUCUGCAUCAUAGCGGACACCGACAAGUGGACCGUGCAGGUGGCCAGCAGCCAGAGAAGAGCCACCGAAAACAAGCUGGGCAAGGAGGUCCUGGUGUCCAACCUGGUGUCCGGCCUCCUCCUCUCUACCUUUCACCUGUACAAGCUCAACCUCUCUCCAAAUUUCUGCAUCAUGCACCUGGAAGACCGACUCCAGGAGCUGUACUUCAAGAGCCGGAUGCUGGCGGAGUACCUUAAGGGCCAGACCAGAGUGCACGUCAAAGAGCUGGGCAUGGUUCUGGGGAUCGAGUCUAACGACCUCCCCCUGCUGGCGUCGGUGGCGGGCAUGCACGCGCCCUACGUGGCGCAGAUACUGCUGUAGACGGGCGGAAGGUGGCGGACGGCGGAGGCUGUUUAGUCUGGACGCGGGAAAAGGUGUUCGCUGAGAGGGCCGGCCCCACACAGCGCAGUAUCUCACAGACACUGAGAGGCCCCGGUCCCCUGUGCUCACAGACACUGAGGGGCCCCACACAGCGCAGUAUCUCACAGACACUGAGGGGCCCCGGUCCCGUGUGCUCACAGACACUGAGGGGCCCCACCCAGCGCAGUAUCUCACAGACACUGAGAGGCCCCGGUCCCCUGUGCUCACAGACACUGAGAGGCCCCGGUCCCCUGUGCUCACAGACACUGAGGGGCCCCACACAGCGCAGUAUCUCACAGACACUGAGAGGCCCCGGUCCCGUGUGCUCACAGACACUGAGGGGCCCCACCCAGCGCAGUAUCUCACAGACACUGAGAGGCCCUGGUCCCGUGUGCUCACAGACACUGAGGGGCCCCACCCAGCGCAGUAUCUCACAGACGCCGAGGGACCUCUGGUCAGUGCGCUCACAGACACUGAGAGGCCCCGGUCCCGUGUACUCACAGACACUGAGGGGCCCCACCCAGCAGAUAUCUCAUAGACACCAAGGGGCCCCACACAGCAGUGUAUCUCACAGACGCUGAGGGGCCCCGGGCUAGUGUGCUCACAGACACUGAGAGGCCCCGGGUCAGUGCGCUCACAGACACUGAGAGGCCCCGGGUCAGUGCGCUCACAGACACUGAGGGGCCCCGGGUCAGUGCGCUCACAGACACUGAGAGGCCCCGGGUCAGUGCGCUCACAGACACUGAGAGGCCCCGGGUCAGUGCACUCACAGACACUGAGGGGCCCCACCCAGCAGAUAUCUCACAGACACUGAGAGGCCCCGGGUCAGUGCGCUCACAGACACUGAGAGGCCUCGGGUCAGUGCGCUCACAGACACUGAGAGGCCCCGGGUCAGUGCGCUCACAGACACUGAGGGGCCCCGGGUCAGUGCGCUCAUUCACAGCUGCUACAGAAAGGACGCUGAGGCCGUCUCCUCCUGUGAAAGACUGAGGAUCCGCGGAAAUGCGCCUCGCCUUUCCACCAGCGGGGAAUGUUCUCAUUUAUCCAGAAUGUUCUACUAUUGUUUUACAUCCAGAGGAUAUUUUUACACUUUUUAGUUUUUUGUUUUGUUUUUGAUGGACAAUGCCAAAGAGGAGUUGCAAACUGCACUUUUCUUUUGAAGACUAACGAGUAAACGAUGAUACUAAAUCAUAUUUUGCUGUAUUAUCACAUUGUAUCUUCCUUUAAUCCAUAAUUUUAUUUACAGGAAGCAUGGGAAAUGCACCAAUGGAGAGAAAAAAAAGUUUGGCUCAUAGUAAAUAUGGAAAAAAAAGGCCCUCACUGAUGCCAAUUAUAUUUUUGCUAUUAUACUUGUCUUGCUGGUGUUGUUAAAUUCACUUUUCCCAAAGGGUCUCAUUGGUUCACAAGGUUUCUGAACAAAGUCAUGAAAUUACAAGCAGUUUUAAUCUGCUCUGUGUGGAUAGAAAUGUUCCCGUUCGUAAGAUUUUAAAGGAUGCCCAAAUAGGUUGCAGACAGCACAAGCUGAAAGACAAAAGCAUGUGGGAGCAUUUAACCUUCCUCGCCCCGACCGGUGCUGUACUACCUCAGAUCUUUUAUGGCUGUUUGUCUCCACUGUUCUAUUUUUGCCGUCUUAUUUUUCUUAAAAGGGAAAUAUUUGGGUCACCCUGUGGAGUGUAGUCCAGCUCUCACUGUGGCCUCAUCUUUACUGUAGUCAUAGCUCCAGAUUUCACAUUUGCACCCUGAAGGAUGUUUUGACAUUAGUGUUGAUUAUUGUCUGUGGACUUUCCUUGUGCUGGCCCAGCCCUUAUUUUUAGCAACAUUGAAAAGCGUAUAAAUUCCCCGCAAACAUGAAUGGCCAGUGAGUCUUUUACUAUUAUGGUGAGAUUGUGUCAAUAAUCAUGCAUAGAUAAUAAGUUACAAAAGUCUUAAAAAUUGUGGGUAGGUGUAAAAACAAAUGCUAAAUAAGUCGUUCAGUCAGAUUUCAGAGGAUAUUUAAGAUAUGAAUGUUAAAUUUCAGGGAUGACAAAAUGAUAGGAAGGGAUUGUAGGACUAAUACUGUUCAUUUAUAAUGGUAUAAACCAUAAACGUGUGAGUUUCAUAAAAAGGUGGUAUGAAACAGGUUGAUACUGAGGAAGGAGAUAUUAACUGGGUCCAUCUGUGUGCAAACGUUGAAUAACAUGUUGACUUGCCAUGAAAUUACUUGUUUGACUGUCCUUUAAAAUGGAUAUAUCAAAACAAACAGAAAGUACAGUUCUGUACUCUAUAGAGAAGGGAUGGUACAAUGGGGUCAUUAAAAAACUCCCUCUUUUCACACUUGUAAAGGCACAAUAUUUUAUACUAGCAGUGGAAUUCUUAAACGGAAUAUCACCACGCAAUCUUACAUUAUAUUUCCACACUUAAAUUCUUAAGUAUUCACAGUAAUUUAGAUGCUUGUCAUCCCAUGUUUAUGCAUGCUUGAGAAGGAAGUAAUUAAUCAAAAAUACCUUCAAUUCACCAUGACAUUUAUCAGUUUUCUUUAUGCAAUUAAAUAAUACAAUCAUUUGGAAUCACUAACAAAAACAAAACACUUUUUAUAUGACAGUGAAAUGCUGCAAAAGACAAAUCUAAAUGACAUGUUUAUUUUUACAAAUAUUUGUACUAUCCAUGGCAUAAAUGUGUUGCGUUUGAUUUAAAAAAUGGUUUUGUCCUGAGGGAUCGCCAUACAGAGUCUUAACUGAUGUGUGGCAUGAAGGAAUGCAAUGUUUGUUGAGAAUUUAUUUUUUGGCUAAAAUCAUGCUUUAAUAAUAUUUGGCCACAGCAGGAGUUGCAUUUUUAAAAAAGAAACGUUCGAUUAUUUCUCUUUUAAAUUAUGUAUUUAUAUCUAUAUUUCUCUUUAUAGAUAUGGUUAAAUUAUUUAGUCUAGAGUGUAACAGUUUCAUGUUAAUUGUACAUAUUUUUUCUGUUUGUUUUCAAUUAUUUGUACAUAAUGUACCUUAAAUAUGCAUUGUUUUCCUUAAUAUCCUUUCCCAAUUUUAUGGGAAUGUUGUGCAAUAAAAAUGCCAAUGUUAUAUAUUUCA
Anguilla anguilla (European eel) is the source of this 6714-nucleotide messenger RNA. It is a transcript of the gene fnip1, whose product is annotated as folliculin interacting protein 1. Bases 83 to 3619 code for a protein of 1178 amino acids. Gene Ontology annotation, molecular function: protein-folding chaperone binding; ATPase inhibitor activity. The record is from RefSeq and is a predicted model, not a curated record. Gene Ontology annotation, cellular component: cytoplasm. The transcript is spliced from 18 exons. NCBI's taxonomy places the organism in Eukaryota, Metazoa, Chordata, Actinopteri, Anguilliformes, Anguillidae.